Molecule: messenger RNA, 3105 nt
Organism: Malaya genurostris
Lineage: Eukaryota; Metazoa; Arthropoda; Insecta; Diptera; Culicidae
Exons: 3
Coding region: 1139-1435 (98 amino acids)
Source: RefSeq, a predicted model, not a curated record
AACAGACAGCACACCACCAUCAACGCACCACUUGAACGCCUCAUCGCGGAGUCAGUGGCAGUUUCGCCAGUGCUUGGGCAACACGUGCAUCAGUUUUUGUGCGCCGAAAGCGCGAAUCACGCUAAUUCAAGUAACAAAAAAGAAUCCAAGUGAGCCGUGCGAAUUGUUGUUUUAUGUCACUGCAUUGUGAUUUAGGAAGACGGAUGCCGUCUGUCAGGUCGUAUCACAAACCAGAGCUGGGGAAGUUGAAGGGGUGAAAAAUUUUACGACUACCUGUGGAUCGACAGGGGCGAGACAUUACCGGGCGUCGUCAGGUCAGGUCAGAUUGUUAACGUCCAAUCAGCAGUGACCCGUGGUGUGGCGUGGCGUGGCAUGGUUUUACGCGACAGGAAUAUAUAAAAACAACUUGUUUUAUGCUAAUCGAGUCGAAGCGCUGAUGAAUGGACCUGCAUCGGUAGCUGUGCAGUGUAAUUGUGCAAUUUUUUGCAAUAAGUGCAUUGAAAAGAUGAAAAAGUUAAUAGUGGCAGCGUGUUCUAUAGUAAUAACGGGCUAAUUAUCGGUGCAAUCUGGUGCUUAAGUUUCAAGUAGCAAAGUAAGCAGAACGGAAAAAGUGUCCGAGGAGUCAGAAGAGCGACUAAACAUUCAGAAUUACAUAAAGCGAAAAGUCCAUUGCGUGAUUUGGCAAGUGAACCAAGUUUCGUAUAUUCGGUCGAAAGUGUGUUGGUGCCAUCCAAGCAACCGGUAUCUUCGUUUGAUUUCGGAGGUGAUGUGGAGUCUGGACGCCAAUCGGUAGCAACUCAGUAGGCGAGACCGGUCUGGAACCGUUUCAGUUCAACAAACAGCACUACUAUUUCAGAAGAGCAGUUGGUACCGUGCAAAACGUGCACCAUCAUCGUUCCAGUGCGAAAUUCGAAGCACCGAGCGGCGACCUUUGCUCGGCAAUCAGCUGUCUCGAAUGGAAAAGUGAUUUUUUUUUGCCAGAUAGCAAAAUAUAAUCAAGCGAUACAAAAAAAAAACUUCGACCCGAAUCCGUCGAUUACCAGCAAUAUAAACUUAAAUGACAAAACGCUAACACGAUAAGGAAAUUCUAGCUAAAGCGGGAGGAUUUAUUAUAAACGAACGUGGCCCAGCCAAUUGAAUGGACAGUAUGACUAUUUCAGCGAUCCCCCCGCAAGAGCCCAUCUGGUGCCUGGAGCGCCGUGACUCCGGUCACCUCUUCUGGCGACGGGAAUCAUCCAAGGUCAAGUUUCGCUACGACGUGGAGGUACUGGAAUUUACUCGGGAUCCCGGUGAAGAUCAGCUUCUGAUCACCGACAGUGAGCUGAAGGAUAAAAACGAACGGCACCUGUCCAAUAUGAUUGUGGUGUGUGCGACCUGUGUGGCAGCCAUUGCGAUGACAGUGGUGCUGCCCUGGUUCCUGAUAGGGUCCACGUAGGCCACAUGAUUGAUUGUUGCCGGGGUCAGCAGUAGCAGUAGGUGGUGGCUAGCGGAACGAGCUGAGCGAAUAUUAUUUUUUCUUCGAUUAGAAGUAAGGUGCACGUGCCUACACAAACCGACCAAGCAGGGUCAAAGUCGAUUAACUUGUUACGGCUUGAACCAAUUUUAUACACAUUUGAGUUUUCACGGGCGCACACAUGUAGUUGUAUCGAGAGCUGUGCGGGCGGGCGCGCAUCCAUCCAGCCGGACUCUUAUCUCCGCUGCUGGAAGCAACUAGGUUUUAGGUUUAAGACAGCACGAAGAUUGAUAUUUUAAAUGUUGAUGGGAGGGUUCACAAAACGUUUGUAAAUAUUUGUUACGAGUAGGAAACCAUGCUACUGUUUACUGACUAGAUUUAAGCUACACAAGUUGCCUUGUGGGAAGGAGUAAGAUUUCUACUGAAAAUAAUGGUAGGAAAAUAUAAAAUUUAAUCUGUUGAACUGUUCAAAGGAAAACUUCUUGUUGCUCAGAUAUUUUUACGUGGAAGAAUGGAUUUGAAGAAUUGGUUUUUUUUUUCAAAUUGUCCCCUGUGUUUAUUAUUCUAUGUUGCCUUUUUGCUAAUCAUAUCAACCCUCAAAAUAGAUUAUCAAUUGUAUGAAGAGAAUAAUGUAGAAGGUCAUUCUUCAAUCAGUCGGUCGCCGACCGAUCGAUGCCCCAAAACAGAAAACCGUUGUAAAUUCGAGCGGCGUAAAACGGUUCGGUUUCGGUACUCAGUCCAACAACGGCAGUAAACAUCAAUAUUUUUAGCAAAAUAUUUUCCUCCUGUCGAAGUGAAAAAAUCUGUUGCAAAUCACCCCCGUGCUCCCCGUGCAUAAAACAGACAAUACAAACGGAGCACUGCCGAGGUUUUCUCGUCCUCACGCGAACUGAUUACGGACUGUGGGAACCCCCAGCGCAGGUUUCCCGAUGUAUCGGGAAUGUAAGUUUUGGCGAAACCGAUCACCGUUCAACCUUAUGCGGCCUCCGGCGUUGUCACGUAAAAAUAGUCCACACGCGGCAUUGAACCUCACUCUCUCUCUCUGCUCGCGCACCCGCUGCCGGGGUCCAAUUGCAAAUUCCUCCAAAUUGUUUGCAUCACGGCAAAGCGAAUUCGGUUUGUUGUUUUUUUUCGGGGGAGUGGUACGAACUGAUUGACACGUAGAUAUGUACGUUCUUGUUUAUGUCGGUGCGAGUUCCGGGAUCGAGAAAAUUAUGGCUAUUUGGUUCGAUGUAUCGAUUGUUGUGUUUGAAACGGGUACGUGUUUAGCAACGUUGUAUUUUUUGGCGAAAUUCUCGCUUUCUAGCCAGCAAUUAGAGUGCGAACGAAAGUGAAAGUUGUACAAGCGAGGGAGGUAAUUUUUCAACUUUUGUAAAUAUUGGCACAUAUGGUGUAAUGAAAAAAAAAAACUGAAAGGCAAGAAUGUGAGAAAAUGAACUGAUGUUUGUAGUGAUUUAUGCUAUCUGUAUUGAUUAUCUGGGAUUCUAUUAGGAGUAAUGAUGAUUUUAUCUUUUUUCUUCAUAUGAUGGAGAUGACGUGAUAUUGAACGCAAACGUUCGAAUGAGUAGAACAAGCUGGUAUAUCUGUAAAGUGAUAAUAGUAUUUAGCAAGAGUCUGGAUAGAUUGUAAUUAUACGACUACAAUUACAGUAA